Messenger RNA from Physcomitrium patens, 1478 nucleotides. Its product is annotated as GTP-binding nuclear protein Ran1A. Gene Ontology annotation, molecular function: GTPase activity; GTP binding. Lineage: Eukaryota; Viridiplantae; Streptophyta; Bryopsida; Funariales; Funariaceae. Gene Ontology annotation, cellular component: cytoplasm; nucleus. The record is from RefSeq and is a predicted model, not a curated record. Gene Ontology annotation, biological process: protein import into nucleus; ribosomal subunit export from nucleus.
CUGUAGUAGCUUCUAGAUCGACGGUGCCCAGGGCGCCCAUCGAAGGGCUCACGUCUUACCCUGGCUGCCCGCCACUUCCCCGCCUGCUCCAGCCACACCAGCAAAGAGACUUGAAAUCUCUCGAUUCGUUUCUCCCUCUCUCGUAAUCUUUCUGUGUUGCUUUCUGGGUUGUGCAGUAGGAGGUCUAUUCCUCUGCCGAUUGUUGUUUGGACGGAGCUUGUUUGCUGUGUUUCCGAUCGCCGCUUGCUUCUGCAUCAUGGCUUUGCCCGGCCAGCAAACCCCUGACAACUGCCCUCACUUCAAGCUUGUCAUCGUCGGAGACGGAGGCACAGGAAAGACUACCUUCGUGAAGCGCCAUCUUACUGGAGAAUUUGAGAAGAAAUAUGAACCCACCAUCGGUGUGGAGGUUCACCCUCUUGACUUCUUCACUAACUGCGGAAGGAUUCGGUUUUACUGCUGGGAUACUGCCGGACAAGAGAAAUUUGGAGGACUUCGUGAUGGAUACUACAUUCACGGUCAGUGUGCUAUCAUCAUGUUCGACGUGACAGCUCGGCUUACGUACAAGAAUGUUCCGACAUGGCAUCGCGACCUCUGCAGGGUUUGUGAAAACAUUCCGAUUGUUCUGUGCGGAAACAAGGUGGACGUGAAGAACAGGCAGGUGAAGGCGAAGCAAGUGACUUUCCACAGGAAGAAAAACCUUCAGUACUACGAGAUCUCUGCCAAAUCGAACUACAACUUCGAGAAGCCGUACCUGUACCUAGCCAGAAAGCUUGCCGGUGACCCGAACCUGCACUUUGUGGAGUCUCCUGCUCUAGCUCCUCCAGAAGUACAAAUCGAUAUUGCGCAACAGGCUCAAUAUGAAGCCGAGCUUGUUCAAGCUCAGGCUCUGCCCCUUCCUGACGAUGACGAUGACGCUUUCGAUAGCUAGAUUUUUUGCGCUUCAUAAUUGUUGGUGUGGGAGUUUCGACUGUAAUUAGUCGCUGGGCGUGAUGAGGGUGGGAAUCGGAUAUCUCUAAUCCAGAGUAGCAGAGGUUUGUUCACGCCGCCACUGAGGAGAAUGGUAUGGGAGGCGAGACUAUUGGUUAUCGCGAUGGAUCCAAGAUCUUUUAAGCUGCUUGUGUUCUGCAGCAUUUUCCUUUAGCUUCUUUUCCUUAAAGAAUAUAAAUGGCCUUCAUCACCUUUCAUUCCGUAGAGUAUAUGAAGUGGAAAUUUUGUGGAAAGAGGGGAGGUUUGCAAUUGAGUAAUGUUGUAACCUUCCACGGCUGUUGUUGCUGAUAGUUUUAGUGCUGACGUUUCCGAAGCGUGAAAACAAAAUUAGGCACUGCCAUCUUUCGGCUUUUAAAGUUCUCGGAUUUUUCUCUUAACGUCUUCGUUGUAAUCAUGUUAUUGUCCUUUCGUAGCAUUUUGUUUACCCAUACCAACAGGUGUAUUGGGAGUUCCCUAUUCUACACGUUAAGUAAAUUCUAACUUUCAGUGCU